Molecule: messenger RNA, 510 nt
Organism: Darwinula stevensoni
Lineage: Eukaryota; Metazoa; Arthropoda; Ostracoda; Podocopida; Darwinulidae
Source: the annotation of a GenBank genome assembly
AUGGUCGAGGCCAACACCGAAAGGGUAGCCAAUGGGACAAAAGGGGGCCAAGUCGAAUAUCCAAUCCGAACCUCGGAUUUUGGGAGGAAGGUACCCUGGCUCCUCCCAGAGGUAUCGAGGAUAUUAGCCGGAGACUUGGAUCCUGGAGUCAGUCGCUAUUUGGAAGGCACCAUUGUGACCUUACCAUAUCCGGAGCUGACUCCAGGACAACCUACCAUCGUAAAGGGGCAACUCUCGAAUCAUAAAAUUCCAGAUACCUGGAAGCAGGCAGACGUCAGUUUGAAGACACUGCAUCCCAAUCCAGGAUUUAUUACCAGUGUGAUGAUGAAUUUCCUUCUUAAAGUACGGAUAUUAGUGGUCUCACAUCGGUUCACUGGCGUAAUCAGGAGCCUCCAUGCGAUAGCCGGCUUGCAGACGCUGGAUGAGUUCUCCAAACGUCAUGCCUUGAUAUGGAGUCUUUCCAAGACUGAAAAUCUCCCAGAGCGUAAUUCCGUAUGCCCAAACGUCUGA